GUAACACUCUUGAGAUGUUGCGUUACACUGGUUUUGUACAGUCCUCUUGUGAUGCAUCGAAAUAUGAAUUCAUUCUAUUUUUCCUGGAGCUCAACUCUGCAGUAGCGUAUACAUUAUCGAAUCCAAGUAAGUGUGUUUACUUUACCUUCAUCUAGAAUUAUGACUUAUAAUACCAUUUAUUGUGUACAAUAGUCCCUAAAUUUUUCCGUCCAUGUACGUUCAGUCCGUUUAGGCAGAAUUAAUAUACACUAGUGAUUGGAUCUUCAAGGCACUGUAAAUCCCAAGAGUUGUUAUAGGCCACCUGUCCUUUUAUUCCUACUACUCAAGACUUCCCUUCUGUCCUUUUUAAGUUCUACUGUGAAUGAAUUUACCUGCUGUAUUCAAGUCUACUUUAGAGCUUCCUGUUGCUGGAUUUACGGUCACUGUUGUACAGAUAGAGUUUUCUGACCACUUAAUGGUACUUAUUUCACGCAACGGAAUGAUUGGGGAUAUUGUAAAUCACGUAUUUGAUAAAAUAUUCUUUCAGGUAUUGUCCCAAAAAAGCAACCUACCGACAGUAAAUGGUCAUGUUUCUCAUGAUCUUGAUACUCGGACCCUGUUUGGUCCUGACAAAUUGAAUACUUGUCUUAUCACAAGGCUGAUCACUAAGAUUUUGGAUACUUCAAAAACAAUACUUGUUAGUACUGAUUUCAAAGAAGAAAUUUGUUUUAGUGAUACUCAACUAAUUUGUGAUGUCUUAAAAAACAUAAGAUCGACAUAACAUAA
This is a messenger RNA of Schistosoma curassoni, 765 nucleotides long. NCBI's taxonomy places the organism in Eukaryota, Metazoa, Platyhelminthes, Trematoda, Strigeidida, Schistosomatidae. The record is from the annotation of a GenBank genome assembly.